Petromyzon marinus (sea lamprey) is the source of this 1615-nucleotide messenger RNA. Its product is annotated as polyisoprenoid diphosphate/phosphate phosphohydrolase PLPP6. Gene Ontology annotation, molecular function: sphingosine-1-phosphate phosphatase activity. Lineage: Eukaryota; Metazoa; Chordata; Hyperoartia; Petromyzontiformes; Petromyzontidae. The record is from RefSeq and is a predicted model, not a curated record.
CGGGGUCAUCGCCUUGGCUCCAAAUGUCCAAGCCCUCGUGUGUGCCCACGUGGAUCGGUCCAUUGCGGCGACUAACUCCCCCGACACUUUUGGAAAUGCCAUCGGAUCCCAUCCCCUGUGCUGCACGAGUCCACCGGUAAUUGUUUCAAUUGUUUUAAACAAACAAAAACAGGGAUGUGACCAAAUGAGCAUUGAGGCGGUGCGCAUCUCCUGUUCACAGCCUUAGCGACAGUGGGGCGGCCGGGGGCGUGACUCCACCUUCCUAUGGCGGGGGCGAGCCGGUUACGUUGAGCAACCAACCGUUGACUUCCCCACAAAGUGGCGCUCAAUCGACCCCGGAGGCAUGAUGUGCCAAGUCGCUAAUAAAAUGUAAACCAGGACAUGGUUGUGGGUGCAGGGCUCCAGCCCUGCCUCCAUCCGUUUGCCUGGCUCCGGGACUCGGGGAGUGGAGGGAGAUGGCGCCCCCUGCCGGGAGGCGGAGAGGGAUCGGCCCAGGUCCCCGCCGCUCUCGCCCGGUAGGCGGCGCCUUCAUCGCCGAUCCUCGGGGUGUGGCGGUCACCCGCUCACUUCCGCGGUCGAGCUCCGGGGUCCCAGGGUCCAGGGCUCGGGUGUCUCGGGGCGGCGACGGCGGAGGCGCGAUGGAGCCCAGAUCCCGCGGCACGCAACGCGGCGUGAGCCACAGGCCCCUGGACGCAGAGGGCACCCCGGAGUCCUCACUGUUGGGCCGCCUGGUGGCAUGGGACGUGGCCCUGACCUCCCGCCUGGCCGUGUGCGCGGGGGUCGGGUCGAAGUGGCCCUCGGGGCGGCCCCUCAUGAAGCUCAUCGAGGUCAGCGGUCACGGCAUCCCGUGGCUGGCUGGGGGCCUUCUGUGCACGUACCUUGGGCACAGCGCGGUGCAGCGACACUGGUGGAUCAACAUACUCUUCGCGCUGCUGCUGGACCUCGCGAUGGUGGGAACGGUGAAGGCUGUGGUGCGGCGACCGCGUCCUUCCCACAAUUGCAUGGACAUGUUCGCCACAGUCUCCGUUGACCAGUACUCGUUCCCGUCGGGUCAUGCCACGCGCGCCGCUAUGCUCGCGGUGCUGGCGUUCAGCGGGGCGGGCGGAGGUGCCGGGUGGAUCGGGGGGCUUGGCUGGUGGCUGGUGCUAGCCUGGGCUCUGGCCGUGGGGUUGUCGCGCGUGAUGCUCGGACGGCACCACGUAAGCGACGUGGCUUGCGGCCUGGUGCAAGGCUGGCUACAGGCCUGGCUCGUGGAGGUCAUGUGGUUGUCUGCCACCACCUGCCAGAUGCUGCUGCAAUAUGUGCAUUGGAUUUGAAUGGUUCUUUAGACUCUGCACAGUUGUUAAGUCUUGACAUCACGAGCUGAAAUAUAUUACCAGUCUUCAUUGACGAAUUUGCCCUAGCCCACUUAAUACAUUGAAUACACAACUUAUCUAUUUAUAUAAAGGGAAAUUUGUGAAUGUGUGUCUGUUUCAAAUGUUUAGAAUACUUCCCAAUAGGCAACAAACUUGAAAUUUGGCAUGUGGGUAGCUUUCAGACUGUACACAAUGCAAAAAGUAUAAAAAUAGACUUUUGUAUAUAUAUUUUUUUGGGGGGGGGGGGGGGAGCGCAAUAA